CACACCUUCCUGAAGCCACUGGCUUGUCUGCAUCGUGGUUAAACCCGUCUAUCAUCCUUGCGAGUGCAGCAAUAGCCCACCAAGCCAUCUGCCUUGCUUUCAGCUCGAAGCGUCCAAUACUCACAAUGGCGACGGCCAAGUUGCUGCGAAAGGAGCUGCCUAAGCUCGACGAGCCCAUUGUCUCGUACCUCUCCGGCUAUGUGGAAGAUGUCGCGCUGGAUGCCGACCCGAACACGGAUCCGAUGGAGGAUGUGAUCAAGCCGAUGCUCGUGUCGGCCACCCUCACCGAUCGUGCUGCACAAAAGAAACUAGCUGUACUUUUCGAGCAAAUCUCCAAGUCCGUCGCAGAGAAGAUGCCCUCUUCCUCGGGGGGAGGCGACGCCGACGGCAGUGGCCCUGCGGGGCUGACCCGUCUCGAGCGCGUCGUCGACAUGCGAACAAAUCUCGGCGCCUCUAAGACCGCUGGCUUCGACUCAGCCGGCGGCGUAGACAUUUCCUUGGGCGGAACCAACCAGACUCGCUCGACAGUUGACGUCAAGAAACUCGAAAAGCAGGAAGCUAAGACGCGGCAAAAGCUUGCCAAACGCGCUCAGCGAGAUUUGUACGAGAGUAGCAAGCUGGUCGAGACGGCCAAGAAACAGGAAUCGUACGAGGAAAUGUUCCUCAAGGUCAACCCGCUUGAAUCGGUGGGCGCACGCGGCAAGAACAAGGACAUCAAUCUGCCUUCGAUCGAUCUCAGCUUCGGCUCGCUCCGCAUACUCAGCAAUGCCACCCUCACGCUCACCGGCGGCCGGCGCUACGGUCUCAUUGGGCGUAAUGGUGUUGGAAAGUCCACGCUGUUGCGCAACAUGGCGUUACGAGAAGUCCCUAUUCCCACCUCUGUGUCGCUGCUCUAUGUCGAACAAGAAAUUGUCGGCGACGACACGACUGCGAUAGAGGCUGUCCUCAGGGCAGAUGUGUGGCGGGCAAAGCUGAUGGAGGAGGAAAAAUCGAUCAAUGACGAGCUUCAAAAGCUCGAGGAGAGCGCCAAGGCGGCUAUCGAUGCAGCGCAAGCAGCCGCCAAUGCCGCAGGUGGACUGUCCACAGGUAGCGCUGUAGACUUGCCCACCAGACAGCGAGAGAACAAGCGGGAGGAAUUGUCUGCCCGCCUCGGUGGGGUGCAGGCCAGGUUGGUGGAUAUGGAAGCAGAAACUGGGCCGGCCAGGGCUGCGGCGUUGCUGUAUGGCUUGGGCUUCAACGAAUCGGAUCAGCAGAAACCGACAAAGGCCUUUUCUGGUGGUUGGAGGAUGCGUCUAGCAUUGGCUAGGGCACUGUUCUGCAAGCCGGAUCUAUUGAUGCUCGAUGAGCCGAGCAACCAUCUUGACCUCCCCGCUGUGGCUUGGCUCGAAGACUACUUGGCGAACGAAUGGACUGGGACGCUCCUCCUCGUCUCUCACGACCGAGCCUUCCUGAACCAAGUUGCGACGGAUAUCAUCCACAUGCAUAGCGAGCGCCUCGACUACUACAAGGGCAACUUCGAUCAGUUCUACGAGACGCGCGAGGAGCGUCGCAAGAACCAACAGCGCGAGUACGAAGCCAAUAUGCAGAAGCGAGCGCACAUUCAGGCCUUUGUGGAUCGAUGGCGCGUCAACGCUAACCGUGCCGCGCAGGCACAAUCGAAACUCAAGGAGCUGGAACGAAUGCCGGUCAUCGAGCCACCCGAGCAGGACGAUAUCGUCAAGUUUAGGUUGCCAGAGACGGAACGCCUUGCUCCGCCGCUGCUCCAGCUGGACGGCGUGACGUUCGGGUAUACGCCGGACAAGCUGCUGCUGAAGAACGUGUCCUUCGAUGUGACAAUGGACAGCCGCAUCGCGGUGGUCGGAGGAAAUGGAGCAGGCAAGACAACUCUCAUGAAGCUUCUCCUGGGCGAGAUCAAUCCGACGAAAGGCAUGCAGAAGCGCAACAGCAAGCUGCGCGUGGGCUGGUUCACACAGCACCAUGUGGACCAACUCGACCUAACGCAGUCCGCCGUCGGAUUCUUGGCAGCACGAUUCCCGGGCAAGACCGAACAGGAAUAUCGGCAGCACCUAGGCGCUUUUGGUAUUACGGGUAUGACGGGAUUGCAGAAAAUUGCAACGCUGUCAGGAGGACAAAAGUCUCGCGUUGCCUUCGCUGCACUUAGCCUGCUGCAGCCCCACAUCCUCAUUCUUGACGAGCCAACGAACCACUUGGACAUCGAAGGUCUUGAUGCGCUGAUGGAUGCCAUCAAGCGCUGGAACGGCGGAAUCAUUUGCGUGACACACGACGAGCGCUUUAUUUCGGGCGCGCUUGACGAGCUUUGGGUCUGCCACGAUGGCACCGUCGAGAAAUUCUACGGCAGCGUGUCCAGCUACAAACAACUGAUCGUUUCCAUGAACAAGCAGAGGGCACGACCUAUGUAGAUGUGAACCAGCAAAUUGCACUCUGUGCAUCCAAUGAGCGUGCAAUAAUUCUUAUCAUAAAACCUUCUCCCCCCCUUGUUGACCCCAUUCGAAUCGAUC
Molecule: messenger RNA, 2519 nt
Organism: Tilletiaria anomala UBC 951
Lineage: Eukaryota; Fungi; Basidiomycota; Exobasidiomycetes; Georgefischeriales; Tilletiariaceae
Product: putative positive effector protein GCN20
Exons: 7
Coding region: 126-2420 (764 amino acids)
Molecular function (GO): ATP binding; ATP hydrolysis activity
Source: RefSeq, a predicted model, not a curated record